AUGUGUUUUCUGACCAAGCAUCCAGCUCUUGGGGUGGUAUGUUCUGCUUUCAUAUUCAGCGUGCUCAUUGCUGAAGGACAGCCUGGGGAAGAGCAUGGGCAGGAUGGCAGCUAUGCUCCCAGCCGAGGCUAUCUGAUGGAAGUUUUACGCGUUCUUUCAGCUGACAACACUGAGCUCCACAUGAACCACUCACGAGAACUGGUCAAAAUGUUACUGGAGAGAGCUGAGUGCCCACAGCGGAUUUAUGGCAUGCAAGAGGAUUGUAAUCUGUGCCUUGAACCAGAUGCUUUGUUACUAAUAGCUGGUGGAGAUUUAGAAGACCAUCUCAGCGAAGAAGUAUUUGAGAGAAUUUCUCUUAUUCUUCUCUACUACAUUCUUCAUCACAGGGAUGUGUGUUCUUCAGAACUCAUCUUGAAUAAUAAGGAUUAUAAAUUUUACCUACAGAGUAUGCUUAGUUUAAGACAUGAUGAAGACUGUUAUUAUUUUUCACGGAAUGAGACUGAAGAUAUUUUGGCUGCAGUAAGACAACAUUUUAAAACUUCUGAAACCCAGUGUGUUGAUGUGAGUACUCUGGAGAAAAAUGCUGAUAUAAUGGACAGAGAUGGUGCUGAUGAAAACACUCUUCCACGGCUGGCUGCUUUAAUCAUUACUUUGGCUCUCCAAGGAGUCUGUAUGGGGAAAGCAAGUUUGCCCUCCCCAGAAUUCUUUAUAAAAUAUAUUUUCAGUUCUCUAAACAGUACCACUGAGCUCCAAGUGACAGAACUAGAACAACUACUACAUGUGCUUACAGCCAAAAAGACCUGCACUGUAAAUGGACAAUUCCACAGUCACAAAAGAAGACGUUAUAGUAUGGCAAUCAGAGAUACUGGAACCAGAAAUAUUCCAGUCAAAGGAAACCAUACAAAAGGAGACUAUCUGAAAGGUUAUUUUGAAGAUCGUGAAAGGAGCACAGAUUGGGACCAGGUUUGUUUCUCUGCCAAUGAACUUGUGAAGAUAUUUGUAAAAAACGGUUCUUCCUCCAUUUCUAAGGACCACUUCAAGCAAAUCAGUCCAGCUAUCAUUCAGCAACUAUUAAGUUGUUCAUGUCAGCUUCCUGACUCCAAGCAGACAAAGCUUCCACCAACAACUUUGGAAAAAUAUGGUUACAGCACUGUUGCUGUUUUACUUAUUACUAUUGGAUCUAUGUUUGGUACAACCCUCAUUUUAUUUAACUCCUGUCAAGAAAUCUACACGCUCAUUUUACAGCUAUUUGUUGGUUUGGCUGUUGGGACCCUUUCUGGAGAUGCAUUGCUACACCUUAUUCCUCAGACUCUUGGUUUACAUAAACAUGAAGCACAAGAGGUAGAACAUUCCUAUGAGGGGAAAGAAUAUAUUUGGAAACUUUUGGGAGUAAUUGGAGGAAUUCAUGGAUUUUUUCUGAUAGAAAAGUGUUUCUUUCUUUUAGUAACACCACGUGACCAGCAGGGCCUUUCUUUAGUUAAUGGGCACUGGGGACAUUCCCAUGAUCUUCCAGUGGAAUCUGAAUUAAAUGAACAUUCAGGCAGAGGCAAAUCUACUUCAACCAUACAGUUGAGAAGCCCAGAAGAUUCUGAGUCUGCUGAAGUUCCUCCAGAGAGUAAGGCGAUCAGCAAAAAAAGUAAGAAAAUUAGCUUGUUAGCAAUAAUGGUUCUGGUGGGUGACAGUCUUCACAAUUUUGCUGAUGGCUUGGUAAUAGGAACAGCAUUCUCGUCCUCAACAGAAACAGGUGUGACAACGACUAUUGCUAUUUUAUGCCAUGAAAUUCCUCAUGAAAUGGGAGAUUUUGCGGUGCUGCUAAGUACAGGGCUCCCCAUGAAGAUUGCAAUUUUGAUGAAUUUUAUAAGUGCACUAACAGCAUUCUUAGGACUUUAUAUUGGCCUUUCUGUAUCAACUGACUCAUGCAUCCAAAACUGGAUUUUUACUGUUACAGCUGGAAUGUUCUUGUAUUUAUCUUUAGCAGAAAUGCUUCCUGAAAUGACUCAUAUUCAGACACGGCGACCCUGGUUGAUGUUUCUCCUACAGAACCUUGGAUUACUAUUAGGCUGGCUUUGCCUCUUACUUUUGGCUAUAUAUGAACAGAAAAUUAAAAUAUAA
This is a messenger RNA of Gymnogyps californianus (California condor), 2112 nucleotides long. RefSeq names its product solute carrier family 39 member 12 (gene SLC39A12). Gene Ontology annotation, biological process: intracellular zinc ion homeostasis; zinc ion import across plasma membrane. The transcript has 12 exons. Gene Ontology annotation, molecular function: zinc ion transmembrane transporter activity. Gene Ontology annotation, cellular component: membrane. Bases 1 to 2112 code for a protein of 703 amino acids. Lineage: Eukaryota; Metazoa; Chordata; Aves; Accipitriformes; Cathartidae. The record is from RefSeq and is a predicted model, not a curated record.